Salvelinus sp. IW2-2015 is the source of this 897-nucleotide messenger RNA. Lineage: Eukaryota; Metazoa; Chordata; Actinopteri; Salmoniformes; Salmonidae. The record is from RefSeq and is a predicted model, not a curated record.
UUUUUCUCUCUGUUUGAAUGCUUUCUCCUCAGGGAGAGCAGGGACCAGCGGGUGAGCCUGGUGAGAGAGGAAUAAGGGGCCCACUGGGGUUACCGGGACGACCAGGGGACCCAGCAGAGAAAGGAGAUACCGGGAACAUUGGUUUGCCUGGAACGGCGGGAAAGAAAGGAGAGCCUGGAAAACCAGGACCUCCGGGAGGCCCGCAAUUCAGUUCAGACAACAAUAUCCUGACUAGGGUGAUCAAGGGUGAACCAGGACACCCGGAGAGCCCGGUCUCAGAGGGGAGACAGGUCUGCCUGGACAAAGGGGUCCCGAUGGAAAACCAGGAUCUCCAGGAAAGGGAGGGUCUGGGUCAGGGUCAGGGAGAGAUGGUCUGGAUGGGUUACCAGGAAAACCUGGAUCCAAGGGUGACCCAGGAAAGACAGGCGAGCCAGGAACGAGGGGAGAGAAAGGAGACCAAGGCAGGGUGGGGAUUGCUGGAAUCCCUGGUUUACCUGGGACCCCAGGUAGACCUGGCAUUGAUGGAAAGAGAGGUCUGGCUGGAAAAGAUGGAGAGCAAGGACAAAGAGGAGAUGAUGGCAAAAAGGGUGAUACGGGUGAAUCUGGAACUGAGGGUAAAAAAGGGGAAUUGGGUGCUCCAGGUCCGCCUGGUACCCAUGUUCUGGUUACUCAACAGGAGGGUGCCACUCUUGAAGAGAUGAGACAGGCAUUCCCUUUGCCAAUGGGACCUCCUGGGGCUAAAGUAAGCACAAUGUUCAAACUCUGCAUGGUUCUAUCUAUAAUUGAAUCUAAUGGGCAUAGUCAGCUGCAGCAUCUACACCCAACAACUGCCUGGCAAGAUGUGUAUACUGUAUAUGUUGAUUGAUUGAUUGACAUGGAUGGAUUGGUGGAUGGAUU